UUUUCUAUUCUCUAUAUAAAGAAAUUUAGUUAUAACUUUCUAACUCACAUUAACUAAAGAAACAUUCUUCAAUUAGAGGAAAAUGAAAGACGAACAAAAAAGAUCUGAUGAGCUCAACUUGAAUUUGAGCCUCACAACUCCCGGAGAAGCUGAAUCAGUUGAUAAGAUUCAAACUCUGGAUGAAGCAAUGACUUUUGAACUCAAGCACCAUGAAGACCUCAGUCUUGCUGAUGAGAAGAAGUUGAGAAGGAGAAUAUCAAAUAAAUUGGCUGCUCGAAGAAGUAGGUUCAGGAAGCUCACUCACAAAAACAAAUUGGAACAAAACUUCAAAGAUCUUCAGGAUGAAAUAGCUCUGGUGGGAUCAAAAAUAAAAAAUAUGAAAAAUUAUAAUGAUAAGUUGCGGGUGGAGAAUGAAAUGUUGCGAGAACGAUUAAAUAACAUCACUGACAAAGCCACUCAAGCAACUGCAAAAAUUGAAGAAGUGAAACUUGAGUUGCAGAUGCUUAAGAUGAACCUUGCAAAGGCUCAGGAGUAUCAACAUUAUAUGAAGAUUGGGGGUGAGAGUUUCGACUUUUAUAAUCAUGAUGAGUUAGAAUCAGCUCCAGAGAUAGACAUAAAUCAGUAUCUCAACUUGGAUGAUGACAUGUGAACCAAUCAACAAAUAUUGUCGCUAUUAAUCUUUGUGGAAUUAUUCAUUUCUUUUUCUUUUAUUCGGGGAGUAGUUGAUGGUGUUGAAGUUAUGAAUUUUCGUUGUGCAAUUUAGAAGGUUUAAAUUUUCAUUAUUGAAAUAUCCAAAACAAUUAAUGUUAUAUAC
This is a messenger RNA of Capsicum annuum, 814 nucleotides long. Its product is annotated as bZIP transcription factor 44. NCBI's taxonomy places the organism in Eukaryota, Viridiplantae, Streptophyta, Magnoliopsida, Solanales, Solanaceae. The record is from RefSeq and is a predicted model, not a curated record. Bases 83 to 649 code for a protein of 188 amino acids. Gene Ontology annotation, cellular component: nucleus. Gene Ontology annotation, biological process: positive regulation of DNA-templated transcription. Gene Ontology annotation, molecular function: DNA-binding transcription factor activity; DNA binding. The transcript is spliced from 5 exons.